This is a messenger RNA of Callorhinchus milii (elephant shark), 2405 nucleotides long. Its product is annotated as transcription factor MafB. NCBI's taxonomy places the organism in Eukaryota, Metazoa, Chordata, Chondrichthyes, Chimaeriformes, Callorhinchidae. Gene Ontology annotation, biological process: regulation of transcription by RNA polymerase II. Bases 374 to 1345 code for a protein of 323 amino acids. Gene Ontology annotation, cellular component: nucleus. Gene Ontology annotation, molecular function: RNA polymerase II cis-regulatory region sequence-specific DNA binding; DNA-binding transcription factor activity, RNA polymerase II-specific. The record is from RefSeq and is a predicted model, not a curated record. The transcript has 2 exons.
GAGGAGAAGAAGAAGAGAAGAGAGGAGAGGAGAAGAAGAGAGGAGAGAGGAGCAACCCACCCAACCCAAACAAGAAGGUUUCUUUUUUUGUUGUUUUAAUCCUCUUCUCUCCUUUUUUUUUGUGUGAUCAUUAAUUAACAUUCAUCAUACAACAACAACAACAACGACGACGACGGCAUCAACCACAACCACCACAACGACAACAAGAGACAGACACACACACACACACACAAAAGACCAGGGAGAAAAGAAAAGGAAAAAAAUAAAGACCAAGAAAGAAAAGAAACGACUCCCAAAGUCUUAUAUAGAGGCGUAAAAUCCAACCAACGAGAGAGAGAGAGAGAGAGAGAGAGAGAAGACUCUUCAGAAAGCAAUGACUACAGAUCUGGCCAUUAAUGCCGAAUUGCCCACCAGUCCUCUCGCCAUGGAAUAUGUCAACGACUUUGAUCUGAUGAAAUUCGACGUGAAGAAGGAGCCCAUGGGAGCCGACCGCUCCGGGAGGCAGUGCACCCGCUUACAGCCCGCGGGCUCCGUGUCCUCCACCCCCAUCAGCACCCCCUGCAGCUCCGUGCCCUCCUCGCCCAGCUUCAGCCCCACCGAGCAGAAGACCCACCUGGAGGACCUGUACUGGAUGACCAACAACUACCAGCAGCUGAACCCCGAGGCUUUGAGCUUGACUCCCGAGGACGCGGUGGAAGCCCUGAUCGGGAGCGCACACGCCGUCCAGCAGCAGCUGCAAGGCUUCGACACCUUCAGGAGCCACCACCACCACCACCAUCACCACCACCCCUACCCCGGGGUCAACCCCGAGGAGCUGGGCAACAGCGGCGGGGCUCACCACCCGCACCACGGCCACAGCCACAGCCACCACCAGCACAGCUCCCCAGCCUCGUCUACCUCCUCCUCGGGCUCCCAGCAGAUCCAGAGUUCUCCCCAUCACCAGGGCCUUCACGCCGAAGACAGGUUCUCGGAUGACCAGCUGGUCAGCAUGUCGGUCCGGGAACUCAACAGACAUCUCAGGGGCUUCUCCAAGGACGAGGUGAUCCGCCUGAAGCAGAAGAGGAGAACCUUGAAAAACAGGGGCUAUGCGCAGUCGUGCAGGUUCAAGCGGGUCCAGCAGAAGCACCUCCUGGAGAACGAGAAGACCCAACUGAUCCAGCAGGUCGACCAGCUCAAGCAAGAGGUGGCCCGGCUGAUGAGGGAGCGAGACGCCUACAAACAAAAGUGUGAGAAACUCGCUAGCAAUGCUUUCAGAGAGGCUGGAUCAACCAGCGACAAUCCGCCAUCUCCAGAGUUCUUCAUGAUUAAAAGAAACGGACAGAUGUGGAAAUACACAGCUUUGUGAUUAAAGGUAUAAUUUACCUGGCGCUGACACAGGACGGUCGCUGAUUUGCUUCAGAUUUUGUAGCCCCGAAUGAGACUAUUGACACUUUUUUUUUUGUGUACAGUAUUUUUGUUCCUUCGAAUUGUAAAACUGUUUCACCAACAGUGCGAGCAACCACAGCGCAUUAGGAAGCUGUAUUUGUUUUAUAAAUGCGGUUAUUUUUUUCCUAAUUCCAUGGCAAUUUGGGGGACUGGGGGUCGAGGGAGGGGUGGGGUGGGGGGAAUAAGGUCAAACUGUAUAUUAUAUUAUAAAUCCAACGCUUGUUAAAUGAAUGAGCAGUCAUUGCAGUGAUACAUGUUUAAAAAAAAACUUUUAAAAGAUUUGUUGAUUCAAUUUGAGAGUGAAACUUUUUAUUAUUAUAUUAUUGGAAGUGUACAAAAGCCAAUAAUUAGCCAAGCUGGUCGGCUAUAAGGUUUUUUUUACACCAAUCGUUUGAAAAAAAAAUGUACACUUUAUUCUAGAUAGUGUGGAUUUUUUUUUUGUUUUUUUGCCUCUUACAAGAAAGAUGACCAAAAUGAAAAAAAAAACUCUUCUUUGUAAAUUUGCACACUGCUGGGCAGAUGCAGAAGGCGUCUUACCUGAGUGGGUUUUAUUAUUAUUAUUAUUAUUAAUUGUUAUAUUAACACAAAAUAUAACAGAACAACAUGACAGCAAAUGUGCUUACUUUUUUUAAAAAAAAUACUUGUUAAAAGUGAUUUUGCAAGAUUUGGGAAGGGGAAAAGUGGGGGGUGGGGGGGGGGGGGGGAGAGACUUUGACUGUAGUGAAAUAGUGUUGAAUUGAACCCUAUUCAGAUACAUCAGGCACAAAAAAAAAUAUUGUUCCCAUAAAUUCUGAAGGGAUCAUGGCAACCGACUUAUGGAAAAUGAGAAUGCGUUUCAUUAUCUAUUCCGAUCUGGAGAAUUCUAGUGUUAUCCAAAAAAAAAUAAUGGUUUCUUGUCUUCUCUUUUGUUUUUUGUGAAAAAUUGUUUUUUUUUUCUAUUAUGCUUAUUAAAGUCAUUCAAAUGGCAUUUAUUUUGAUGA